Helianthus annuus (common sunflower) is the source of this 3255-nucleotide messenger RNA. Its product is annotated as potassium channel AKT2/3. The record is from RefSeq and is a predicted model, not a curated record. The transcript is spliced from 13 exons. Bases 483 to 3032 code for a protein of 849 amino acids. Gene Ontology annotation, molecular function: voltage-gated potassium channel activity; protein binding. Lineage: Eukaryota; Viridiplantae; Streptophyta; Magnoliopsida; Asterales; Asteraceae. Gene Ontology annotation, cellular component: membrane. Gene Ontology annotation, biological process: transmembrane transport; potassium ion transport.
AUACCAUUUUGGUGUUUUGAUACACAAUUACUUUCACCUAUAACUCAAAGACCACCAUCGUCAUCGUCGGCACAUCAUCACCACAACAUCGUCAUUAGUUAUUUAUAAGAGGAAAAGAUAAGACAUGAAUGACAUAACUUUGUCACAAGGUUGUUAUCAACCUGUUAUUCCUUUUUAGCUUAUACCAUGUAACAUUCCACAAGAAAGAGACCGCGCAUCUUAGCACAAGACUGACAUCAGGAUUCGGGUCCAUAACAUUACUUUCACCUCUUCAAUUGGAAUAACUCAAAGACCAUCAUCGUCAUCGCCGGCACAUCAUCACCGCAACAUCGUCAUUAGUUAUUUAUAAGAGGAAAAGAUAAGACAUGAAUGACAUAACUUUGUCACAAGGACUCGGGUCCAUAACAUUGCGUAGGGUGUUCUUACAACGUGGUAGGUGUUCUUACAACGUGGUUAGACUCUUGGUCUCUUGUAUGUAAAAUAUGGAAGUAAGGCAACCAAUGUUUCCGAAAUCAUACACCACUUUGUACGGUAGCGCAUCAAGCGAUGGAAGUGUGAAAGACAUGAAUAUAGAUUUGAGGAAGGAAGUAAAGGGAGAGGAAGAACAACACUUGAAUAUAAGGAGCUUGUCAAAAGUUAUAAUCCCUCCAUUGGGUGCUUCAUCAAAUUAUACACAAAACAAUAUUCAUUCAAGAUCCACCACCAUCAUCUCUCCAUUGGACUCCAAAUAUAGGUAUUGGCAGACAUUAAUGGUGGUAAUGGUAAUAUAUUCAGCAUGGACAUACCCCUUCGAAGUCGCCUUCCUGAAAACCACCUCUGCACAAUCUCACACACUACUCUACAUCGCUGACUCCAUCGUCGAUCUCUUCUUCGCCGUCGACAUCGUUUUGACUUUCUUCGUCGCUUACUUUGACUCCACUACUCAUCUCCUUGUUCGUGAUCACAAAUCCAUCGCCACCAGGUACUUAUCGACAUGGUUUGUGAUGGAUUUCGCAUCAACAUUGCCAUUUGAAUUGAUUUCGUACUUGUUCACCGGAAAACAUGGUAUGGGACUGUCGUAUACCAUCAUUGGUUUGCUCCGGUUCUGGCGGCUCCGCCGUGUGAAGAAGUUUUUCACCAGACUUGAGAAGGACAUAAGGUUCAACUACUUUUGGGUCAGAUGUGCCAGGCUUCUGUGUGUGACUUUAUUUUUGGUACAUUGUGCUGGUUGCAUCUACUACUUGCUAGCAGUGUUGUAUCCACAAGAAGGAAGAACAUGGAUCGGGUCAACAAACCCGAACUUUAGGAAAGAUGAUCUUUACAUUCUAUACAUAUCAGCCAUGUAUUGGUCUAUAACUACGAUGAGCACCGUGGGCUAUGGUGAUCUUCAUGCCCAAAACAGCGCGGAGAUGGCGUUUAUUGUGUUCUAUAUGCUCUUCAAUCUUGGCCUCACCGCCUACAUUAUCGGAAACAUGACCAAUUUAGUUGUUGAAGGCACUCGUCGCACCAUGGAAUUUAGAAAUAGCAUCGAAGCAGCAUCAAGUUUUGUGGGUCGGAAUCGGCUUCCAACAAGGCUUAAAGAACAGAUACUGGCAUACAUGUGCUUGAGAUUUAAGGCUGAGAGCUUGAAUCAACAACAAUUAAUUGAGCAGCUGCCAACAACAAUAUGCAAAAGCAUUAGACUGCAUUUGUUUUUAGCAACAGUUGAAAAAGUUUAUCUGUUCGACGGUGUUUCCAGAGAAAUUCUCCUACUUCUGAUUGCGGACAUGAAGGCCGAAUUCAUACCACCAAGAGAAGAUGUUAUAAUUCGAGACGAAGCACCUGAUGAAGUCUACAUAAUCGUUUCGGGUGAAGUAGAAAUAAUAGAAUGUAAUCCAAUGGAGAAAGAACAAGUGUUGGGUGUUUUACGUACAUUCGACAUGUUUGGAGAAGUUGGUGCACUUUGCUGCAGACCACAGUCUUACACCUACCGAACCAAGACCCUAAGCCAGCUCUUGCGGCUGAAAACCACAGCUCUCAUUGAAGCAAUGCAAACCAAACAACCUGACAACGUGUCCAUCCUCAAGAACUUUCUUCAACAUCACAAGAAGCUUAAAGAUCUGAACUUAGGCGACUUAUUGUUGGAUGGUGGUGAAGAGAGUGUAGAUGGAGAUCCAAACAUGUCUAUGAACUUGCUUACCGUUGCUGGUACGGGCAAUGCUGCUUUUCUUGAUGAACUCCUCAAGGCAAGGCUUGAUCCCAACAUCAGUGACUCAAAAGGAAGAACCCCUUUGCACAUUGCAGCAUCAAAAGGGCAUGAAGAAUGUGUUUUGGUCCUUCUAAAGCAUGCAUGCAACAUGCAUCUUAGAGAUAUCUAUGGUAAUACUGCAUUAUGGGAUGCCAUAGCAUCAAACCACCACUCAGUAUUCCGUAUUCUACUCCAUUGGGCUUCCAUUUCCGACCCCUUCAUAGCCGGUGAGCUUUUGUGCAAAGUAGCAAAGACGAACGAUCUAACGGUGAUGAAAGGCCUCUUCAAACACGGCCUGCUUGUAGACUCAAAGGACCACCAUGGAUCAACAGCUAUCCAGAUUGCGGUUUCUACAAACAACAUAGAAAUGGUAAAGCUACUCAUGAUGAAUGGCGCGGAUGUGAAUGAUCAAGCCGUCAAAAACAAUAUCCCUGAAGAAAAUAUGGUAGAUUUUAUGGCAAAAAGAGAGGUUGGAUACCGUAUCAUGAUGCCGGAUCAGGAGCCUGUGGUGGCGAAAAUUGGUCAUGGUAGCCGGAAAGAGGACGUGGCCACGACAAGGGGUAUUUUGGUAAAAUCACAUGGACAAACUGUAAGCAGGGUUAGUAUUUACAAAGGGCUUCCUAUGCAAAGGAAGAAGAUUUAUUGUACAGAGGCUGGGAAACUUAUCAAACUACCAAGUUCACUAAUGGAGCUUAAGAUCAUUGCAGGUAAGAAGUUUGGAUUUGAUGCUACAAAUGCAAUAGUUACAGAUGAAGAUGGAGCAGAAAUUGAUUCCAUUGAAGUGAUUAGAGACCAUGACAAGCUUUUUAUUGGAGAUAUCCCUUGAUGGUUUAAUUUAUUAAAAAAAAAAUAUAUAAAAAUGUCUCCAUAAAGUGUAGAAUUUAUAUAUCAAAUAUGAGUUAGGAUAAAGCUGGAUAUUAUAAAAAUGCCUCCAUCUUGGAGGUGUUCAAUAUGCAUCCUUGUGUGUAAUAAUGUAAGUAAAGUUGAACCCUUUUUUCUCAUGUAACAUAAAUAACUAAACUAUUUAUAAGAAAAUAGUCAUAGUUUAA